UUGGAGGGGUUGCGGGCGUUCAGGUUAAGCCCUCCCUCUUGCUCCUCUCUCUCUCUCACACACACAUAUGCACACAGACACAGUUCCCUUCCUAAACUUGUCACUCACACCCCAGCAAAGUCUUUAAAAGUCUUUUCUGGACUUCAGCGCUUCACAGCAAGGAAGCUGCUGGCUUCAGAAGCAACAGAAGUGAAGUCCUGCUGAUGUUUAUGGAGCAUUUCCCUGGACCUCCUCAGCCAACAAACCCAUGACAGAGCAAAAGGAAAAAGCUGGAGAGUUUUCUUUUCACCGGAAAGGACCUGAUUCUUUUGGAGUUGGUUGGACUGCUGCACAAAAUCAACAGGAAUUUAUUUGGCGAGCAUCUUAUGAUAGAAAAGUUUUGUGCUACUAGAUGGAUCCACCUGCCGCUGGGAGCUGUAUGAGAAGCUCUCACCCUACAGCCACCCUCUGGGGAUGCUUGAGGAACCCCCAUGCUGAGGUUGGGGGGACAGCAGGCCUUCACCAUUACUCACAACCCCCCUUUUCAUUCCACCACAAACCAGACUUGGGGGGUUAUACGGACUUUUCCACCUCUUGCCUGGCUGCGGCCCCUCAAAGCCAUCCCCGGGAUGAGCGGGCUUUUGUGGAUCAGCAUCAUCUCUCCUUCCAGAACCCUGCAUGGCAUUUUACGGCUCUAGAGGGGCGAAGGCGGCUUCCUACUGAAUUGGCUCAAGGGACAGGAGAACCUGAAAGUGGCAGCCCCAAUGUGGUGGAUACAGCCAUAAGCACGGAUGAAGACUACAUCUUAGCAGGGAAUGCAGUGAGGGAAAUGGAGAAGAAACUAUCCCGGAGGAAAAAGGGGAAUGCAGAGAACCAGGAAACAGAUGGAGGUGGCAACAGCUCUGCUUCCACUACCACAAAAGCAGAAGCCAAUAGCUCCAAAGCACGGAAGGAGCGCACUGCCUUCACAAAGGACCAGUUGCGGGAAUUGGAGGCCGAAUUUGCACACCACAAUUAUCUGACUAGGCUCCGAAGAUAUGAGAUUGCCGUGAAUCUGGACUUGACAGAAAGACAGGUCAAAGUAUGGUUUCAGAACCGCAGGAUGAAAUGGAAACGUGUCAAAGGUGGACAGCCGGUGUCACCUCAGGACCACAACAUGGAGGACAUGGACUCUGCUGCUUCCCCCAGCUCAGAAUAGUCCCUUCUGAAGUGACUCUGAAGAUUGGGAUCAACCACUUGGUGUAUCAGUGUUGUUUCAGAUCGUAUUAUCUCCUUCUAAGACUGUCAUGUGACUUUGACCAAGGAAAGAGGGAAGUGGAGUUGUAAAAUACCUGCUUUGCUUUCCCGGGUUGUUUGGAUCACUCUCUCAAUUUAGGAUUUGGUUACAUUUGCAAGCAACUCAUAGGGAAACAGAGCUAAAUUGCAUUGAAGUGGGUUUCCAACAUUUCUAUGAUAACGACACACCAUUUUUACAGUAGAGAAAUCCUCAUAGAGAGUGUCAUCAUUUUCUAUGUCUUUCAUUUCCCAGUUCAUGUAAAGAAACAAAAGUAAUACUGAAAGACAGAAAACAAACUGGGCAUGAUAUUGAUUGGUUAGUCACCUGUGAUGCCACCACAAUGUACCUUUACAGUUAAUAUUUAGAGCAGUUCUGUCCUUAAGAACUAAAUCUUCCUUUACAGCAACAACAAAAAGUAGGGUAUGUGUGAAUAAAAUGGGCAACUCAGUGCCUUAAAAUGAAGAGUAGGGAAACGUUCAACCCUUUUCAUCUGAAAGUCCUAUUCAGCUAUGGAAACCCAUUGGGUGACCUUGUGCAAGUCACACUCAGCCUGAGAGGAAGGCAAUGGCAAGGUAAAUCCCUUCUGAACAAUUUCUGCCAAGAAAAACCCAUGAUAGGUUUGCCUUAGGGUUGGCAUAAAUCAGUAAUGGUUCAAGGACACGCAACAGCAAUGUGGCAGAAGCCUGCAAAGCUACCUUCAGUCAGUAAGAGGAAGACCUACAAAAUUAGCACUUACAUUAGCAGUCAAUACAUUUUGAGUCUAGUGAGGAGUGAGAAGGAGAGAGGUAAAAGGUGCCUAAGUCAAUCUCUCCCUUUCAGGAAUGUGCCAUCGAUGCAGACAAGCCUAGGAUUCAAGUAGCCAUGGUUUCACUUGGGAUGAUCACCAUGUGCCCAGGUGCCACUUCUGUGUAAUGUUCUUUGAAGGCUUUGAUGUAUCAAGCUAAUGAUCAUUCUAAACUAUGCAAAUCCUUUCAAAUCCUUUCAUGAGUAAUAAAUAAUAGAAUUGUCACUCUUUAACAAGAGAGAACAUAUAAAGUCUGGACUCCUGAAUAUGACAGGAUUCACCAGCAUUCAGCCUAUGAUUAAUGGGUGAUUAGUUGGUUUGAAAUGUGUGUUGUAGUCUGACUUGAUGUUUCUUAUAAAACAAUUUUAAAUCUCAAGAGUUUCCUUAGAAAGGAUACAAAAUGGCCACGUUGUGAAAUAGUUCUGCAGACUUCUGAGCCUUAGCAUUUUGAUUCUUCUUCUGUUUGGUGGUCCAACCCUUUUUCUUUUACGUAGCAAUGAUGUCUACAUACAGUCACCGGAAUGAUAUUGUACUAAUAAAUUAUAAAGGCCCUCCCUGCGGCAUGCUUGUGGACUGCCUUUGAUUGAUA
Messenger RNA from Anolis sagrei ordinatus, 2628 nucleotides. RefSeq names its product mesenchyme homeobox 1 (gene MEOX1). Gene Ontology annotation, molecular function: RNA polymerase II cis-regulatory region sequence-specific DNA binding; DNA-binding transcription factor activity, RNA polymerase II-specific. NCBI's taxonomy places the organism in Eukaryota, Metazoa, Chordata, Lepidosauria, Squamata, Anolidae. Gene Ontology annotation, cellular component: nucleus. Gene Ontology annotation, biological process: somite development; positive regulation of transcription by RNA polymerase II. The record is from RefSeq and is a predicted model, not a curated record.